UAUCAUAUGUCCGUCUCCUGGUUCUAAGCCACCUCCCUACCAAUUUUUAGCCAAGUCUGUUCAGCGGUUCUUGAGUUAUAAAUAGUGUGUACACAACUUUCUUUUAUAUAUAUAGAUUUAUACAAAUAAACGAAUAGACAAAAUGUCUAUUAUGGAAUUCAAAAUCAAUGCAACUGAAAAUUUUUAUAUCAUAAACGAAAUAUAUAGCAAUAUAAUAUUAUUGAGUGAAACCUGUCCCACAUGACUGUUAGCUAUGCAAUACUUAAAGUAUAUGUGUGUGGAUUGUGGAGUAACUCUUGGUGGUUUUAAUAGUCGAUUGUUUAUUCCAUUCAAUGCAGAACAGGGAUCGUAAUUACUAGCCGUUUAUCGCUUCAAAGUAUAGAUGUGACGUGAACAAGACAAUGGGAAAUGUGCUGAAGAAUGUGCAUACAAAGUGAUUUAAAAGAUUGCAGUGAUUGUACCAUUACUAGAGGAAAAGCCUUUUUGUGUCUGCAAAAUGGGUUUGCAAUUACCUCAUCAAAAGACGCAUCUUCAACUAUCAGUGAAAGUUUUCUUGCUAAUGAUAUUAUACUCUUACAUAAUUUUUUCUUGUCCUUUAUCUACCACAUAAUCUUUCUUUGAGAUAAUUUGAUGACGACAUAAUAUUAAUAGAAAAUAGAAAUCCUAAUCAUUCAUCCGUAUGAAAUUAAUUACAAUAUCUUCCAUACUAAGCCAACAUUUCCUAUCGAACCUAUUUUUUGUUUCAUAAUGGCUAACGAGUGUUUUCUUGCAAGUAUGUAUUUGCAAUAUUUAUAGUUAAUAGGCACUAGCCUUGCGCAUAGCCUGAGUAACAUUUUUUCAGCGCAUUCUAGUCAAGCUAAUAGGUUUUGAAAGGUGGCUCGAGUUCUCUUGUACUCAUGUGGUUUAGUGGACAAACCAGCACGACGCGGCGCGGCGUUUCGCUAGGCAUGCGCUGAUAUGCAGUGUGAUAAUUACAGCUGCAUGUCCCAAGGCCUUUGUUUAUACUCGCUUUUUGUAGCGUUUCAUGAAAAUAAUAAACGUGCGGAUAAUGCAUGAUUGCCUCAGCGAGUAAACGAAUUGAAAAAAUUAUGUACUAAACACGUAGGUAGGUCCAUUGAAUAUAACAAACAUUGAGUAAUUCCAUGAUAACAGCUGGCAAACAUUACCUACGGCAUUUAAAAUCCAAAUAUAGGUGCUUUGCGAUAUGGCGUAAAACAAACUGUUUUAGGACGCAAAUUUCUAAGUCACAAAAUACAAUGUAGUUCGUCUGUGUUUACUCCUAUUUAGAAUAGAUAUUUUAUCUCCAACUUGAAAACGCUAACGAAACAUAACACCAGCUUUCUUUGCUCCACUUGUUCAAAGCCCAGAAUGUGUCACGUCCAUUCUAAUUAGUCUUAAUGGAAUUGAGUUUCGUCAUCACUUUAACUAAGUAUUGUUUCUUCAAACGUGUCAUGUCGAGCAAACGUGUCUGAGACGCCUCGGAAUCUCCAUCGGAGAUAAGUUCCAUAAAGCUUUGAGAUUCGCAUUCAAAUUUGUAGAUACAACAGACAUGGAAUGAAGGUAUAGAGGUUGGAGGGGCGGUGAUAGCUAGAUAACGAUGGCGCCGAUAACGGGGUGUAGCGUUGAUGCCGCAGAAAGCGCCAGGCUGUCGCUUGCGCAGCGCCGGCUAGUUUUUGUAUACUCUAGACAAGUUAUACGUCUUCUGUAGAGAUUUAUAGUCGUUUAAAUUAUCUAUAAUAGAAAAGAAAAGACAUACAUAUUUAUUUACAGUGAUGAUAAUAUCAGUGAAAAUGUGAAUAAACAUAUUUCGUACCUAAAUUAUUUGAAGAGUGAACUAGUGUAGAAAGUUCAGUGAUAAAAAAUGAAGGACUCAACUCCGAGAUGUGAAGAUGUAGCCGAUAAACUUGUGAGAUUGUUUGGAUGGAGGCAGACCUAUCCUGUCCAAAAACUUCAAAGAAGCAUACUGCCGCAGAACAAUGAAACGGGACCAGAGACAUGGGUAGGCGUGCGGGCAUUACGCGCAAGCUCCGGCGGCAUUCUAGAUCCAGAUGACAGGGUGCGUGAUGUGGCUGACGACCGGGAGACCCUCACCGCGGAAUGCGCUAACCAGGCGCCUCAGCCCAGAGCCGCCCAAGCCGAUGGCGCCAGCGGGUCUUCGGCAGGCACCGCGUCUCCGGAUAUGUUUCGGGGAGGCGGUGGCGUUGGUGGAAGUAUGCGAGUGCCAAACACCGACUCGUGUGUGGAGGUGGGCGAGGCGGACCUGGAGGACGGCGCCAACGGGCUGCAGGUCCGACGGGGCAGCGAACCUACCCUACAUCAAGACACCAUGCCUCCUCAGAGACAGGUGUCUGAGCAAACGAAGCGGUGGUCGGCAGCGGUGGUUUGCCGCGACGACAGCUGCCGCGUGACGCAGAAGGUGCACCCGCUGCCGGACGGGCGGCCGCCGGACGCGCCGCCGGACCGACACGACCGGCACGGACACGGACAAAACUUCCAACGGCAGUCCAAUAGGCUGUCUAUGCAGUUCUCGGGGCCUGGAAGCGGCGUGUGGUUGGACGCAGCCGAGAGACUACAGACUUAUGGCAGCAAGAGUCUUCCGAGAGACGCGAGGAGAGAACCCUUGGGUCAAGACACGCCCGCCAACAAUCAUCAAAGUCAUAGGGUCGAAGACAUGCUGCGAUGGGUGUCCGGCGUCAACAAUGUGGCGGGGAUCCAGGAGCGACCGCUUGAUCUCUUGCCAGAAGUGGGCAGCACAGAGCGUGCAGUGUCGGGCAUGGAGGUGCCGGUGGGCGCGGGCGCGGCCACAGGGGCAGGCUCGGGGCGCGCCGUCACGGUGUCGGCGGCGCUGCUGAAGGGCGACAAGGGGCUCGGCUUCACCAUCACCACGCGCGACAACCCCACCGGCGGACACUGCCCCAUCUACAUCAAGAACAUACUGCCCAAGGGUGCGGCGGUAUCAGACGGAAGACUAAGAGCAGGCGACCGCCUAGUCUCUGUAAAUGGUGUGUCAGUGUCAGGUCUGACGCAGCAGCAAGUCGUCACGCUGUUACGGAACACGCCGCCCGACUCCACCGUCGAGAUCGUCGUAGAACGAAAUGUGCCAAAUAGGACACAAAGGGUAGAACCGCAGCAGAGUCCGACAAAGUUUGUAGAAAAAGCAAUAGGCUUACCCACCAACGGACCUAAUCAGAUGGAAGUCGGCGUCAAAACAGAGAACGGUCGGGUGUCGAGCAUAGUCAACGCCAUCAACCAGAACGCAGCUACCAACAACUCUAUGCGAGGGAGGAUACCGAAGAGUUCGUCGAAAGACGACUUGCUGAACAAAGAUCAGAACGCUGACACCGCGCUGCAGGAGGCUUUUAACACUUCUUCUAAUUCUAUCUUAGGUCUAAGAAAUCGUCUGAUCCUGCGACUGGACGUGCCGGUUCACGACUCUGAGAAAGCGGGACUCGGCAUCAGCGUGAAGGGCAAGGUGACCGUCGGACCAGACCCUCAGGAUCUGGGCAUAUUCAUUAAAUCCGUGCUGAACGGUGGUGCUGCGUCUCGGGACGGAAGGCUGCACACGAACGACCAGCUGUUGAGCGUGAACGGCGUGUCGCUGGUGGGGCAGUCCAACGCCGAGGCCAUGGACACGCUGCGCCGCGCCCUGCUGCACGCCGCGCCCGCCGCCAGGGGCGCCAUCGCGCUCACCGUCGCGCGCAGGACUGACAGCAUUGACAGCUUGGCGAGGUGGAAAGACGACACGCCGCCGAACGGCAACGACACAACCAACUCAAACGAGACCAGCUCGCAGAACUUCAACACCGUCAUAUACUCGAGCAGUGACAAGGAGAACAAAAUCGACAACUUCUCCGACUACGACGUUAAUAAGAACGAAGGUCUCGACAGCCACGACGGCAAAACCAAAAAACACGCAUCCAUAGUCACCAUAAACAACAACAACAGUUGGGUGUCAAACCAAUCGGACGACAGCAAAGGGUACUUAGAAAGAGACAAAGAUACGAUUCCCCACGACAACAAGAGAGACAGCUUCGAGUGGAGUCGGCUGGACGGCUGGAACCCUGUGAUAGAUAGACUGACGGGACUGAGGAAUGAGAGCUAUUACAUGGCGACCCAGGCGGAUAUACCUCCAUUGAACGGUCACCAUUACAGACAGAACCUGGGGCACGUGCACAUGUCGAGGUCGCCGCCGGCGCAUCAUAAUGUUAUUAUCGAAGAAGAUUAUGGUACGACGAGACGCAGCGGCGGCGAAUCGGGCAGCGAGUGUGGUGCGGGCUCAGGGACGGGCUCGGCGGCGGGCGCGGGGGGCGCGGGCGGCGCGGGAGCGGGUUUCAGCCGCGACGCGGUCGGACGCCGCUCCAUGUCCGAGAAGCGACACGCCGCGCUCGACGCCAAGGCCACCGGCACCUACAAGAAGAUCAAGGAGAUCAAGGCGAUCAACGCGAUGCAAGUCGGCCCAGCGUUAGGGAUGAGAAAAUCGUCAAGUCUAGAGUCGUUACAGACAGCGAUACAAGAAAACCAAAGGAACCCACGCAACGAACCUAUCUACGCUCGGGCCCAUCCACCGUUAAAGCAUUGGUUGACGGAUGACAACACAGGGCCGGACAUAGUUAGGGGGUCACCGCAACAGUCGUCGCUUUCACAUAAGAAACCAUCUUUACUCAAGUCUUUAUCGACUAUGUUCAGGAUAGGCAAGCCGCAUAAGAAAACCGAAAGCGAAGUAUACGGAAGAUCACAACCGGGUCGUUCCUCAGAGAAGUCACUUUCAAGGGCGCACGAGCGACAACUCGAGCGACACGAGCGGCAGGAGAGGCACGAGCGGCAAGAGCGGCAGGAGCGCGCGCACGAGCGGAGGGACGACGAGCCGCCCACACUGCUGAGGGUAGAGGGGCAGCACUCACGGCAAAGCAGCGGGGCAAGUGGUGACAGACGAGACCGCAGCGAGCGAGGCGAUCGAGCCGACAGGGCCGAACGCAGGGACCGUGAGGAACGCGACAGGGGCGUGCCCCCCUAUCGCGCACCACCCGCUAUGCACCAUCAGGGCCUAGAUAGUGCGUGGGGACCCACCGGCCACUACGUGAACUACGAAGAAAUACAACAAAAUCUGAAUUAUGACGAAUAUUCCAGCGCGCGGCGUGAGAAGCUCAGCGAGGUGCAGAUCGGACAGAUGCGGCGGCAGGUGCACGCGCAGAGGGCCAAGGCAGAAGAGGAGAGUCGUCGGGUCGGGGCGGGUGGCUACCCCUCGCAGCGCUCCUGUAGGGAGGGGGGCGCGCGGCCGCAGUCCAACUACUACGAGUACGACUCUGCUCCGCCGCGGCGGCCCGGCAAGCUCUCGCACUACCACUAACAACCGACACUCUUGAGCUGUGUCCACAGCCGUGGGUCUUAACUGUUUCCUUCACUCUUAAGCUGUGUCCACAAUCGUGGGUCUUAACGUUGCAUCUUCCUAUAAAGUCUUAAUAUGUGUGGCGCCUUAGAAACACAAAAGCAAUGUAUUGAAACAUACUUCAUACUAUAAAUACAUGAUGGUCUUAUGAUAUGUAUGGAAAAGAUGUAAAAUGAAAUUGAAAACGUACGAGGGUGGACAUAGCUAUACACUAAUGUAUGUUUUUAAAAGUAUGAAGUAAAAUGUGCGGCUUGUCUUAUGUCCUUUAUAUAAAUUAUUGUUCCUCAGUGACCGCUCCGAAAUCGAAUAAUAUUAUGUAGUUCACACUUCUUGUGAACAACUUUUUGUUGUAUUUGUGGUUAUUUGAAGAUUGAUACAUUACUAAAAAUGUAUUUACUAUUUCCUACAUUAUUUAUCGUCAAAUAACGUGAUUAAAGAAAGCAUUAAUGAAUUUAAUUAUUGAGUAUAAUUCUGCAGAGUGAAGUUAUUUUUUUCUCGCUGCUCUUUCUGUAUUGUUUGUUUCUACAGUUUUUAAAGGUAAUUAAAUUUCCCAUUUUUUAGAAAUCAUUACAUAUAUAAACGUAGCUUCCGAUCUCUCUCCGGUCAUGUCGGAUCGCCGUCUCAACAAACUACGAGAGUAAAGGAACAGUGAGUGAACCUGUGUAUUGCGCACACACCUGUGCACUAUAAUAUUAUGUCCUGCGUUGGCAGCUCUCCGUUGAGAUUGCCGAAAUUCGGUUAGGAAGGAAUCAAACGUAUUCCAAGUGUUAACCAAUAAAUCGUUAAGAGCUGGAACGUGGUGAACAUUUACCAGUGAUAAGGGUUAUGAUCAUGAUUAUGCAUUCCAAUUUACGUAGCAGUAGCUACUUAUUUUUGUUAUUUUAAGUCAUUUUUAUGACCUACGCGAAACAGCUAUCCCAGUACAAAUAUAUUGAAAAGAAAAAAUAUUGACUGUUAAAACGAACUCUUCAAGUUAUAUAUUAUGAACAUUUGUAAUACAUAUUAUGGGACGUAUUGGUUUAAAAAACAAAAAAAUAUAUAUUUCACGUAUAAAAUAAUGUUUAAUUAGUAUUUUCUAAAUUUUAGGACAAUCCCUAAGUAUCGCGUUCCCAAAUAAAAAUAACAGUUAAGAGUAAUGGAGGUCUCAGGUGCCGUUUUAAUUGGGAAAAGAGCCUGCGGUAUCAUUUUGUGUCGCUUAAUUGGGAAUCGUUACUAUUAAAGAUUCUAAAUAUAGGCUGUUAAGGCUCAUAAUUAAUUAUGCCUCCUAAAUUACGCAAAAGAUUGUGAAAUCAAUUUUAUACUCUCAUAUAAGUCGCAGUAAAUUCAAAACAAUUUAGAUUAAAGUAGGAAAUUAUUUAUAAUGAUUGAAUAAUUUAUAAACCAUACAUUAUAACUACAAUUAAGUACCAAUCCAUCAAGUAAAUAUUGGAAAUAUAUUGAGGAGUAGGCAGAUUGUAUUAAUGUAUAUUUCAGUGUUCAAUAUCUUUGAACAUUAGGAAUUAACCUAAAUAUAUUGUAACAUGACGUGCGUAAACAUUUCAUUCAAGAACUCAAACUAUUUCUUAGCACUGUUUGUGCCAUGGUGUAUGUAAAUUUUACUUCUCAUUUGUAAUUUUAUUUAUACAUUAUCUAUUUUCGUGACAUUUGAUGACGGGCUAGUUAAAAUAUAUUCCUUAUACUAUUAAGAAAUCAUUUUUAAUUUUGUAUAUACCUAUCACACAUUCCUACUUAAAGUCAGUAGCUAUGGAUCGUGGAACAAUGAAGCUUUAAUGUCUAGAGUUAGAUUUUAAUUAAGUUUUUUUGAAUCAUACUUACUGUGAAGAAUAUUUUACACGACUGAAUAUUUUAUACGAUUGUUAUUAUAUUAUAAUUGCUAUGUAAGACUUAAUCCACUCGUUUAUUUUUAAUAUUUAAUUGUUUAUAAUUAAAUGGAAGGUCUGUGAACAUAUUCAUAUUUUUUGUUCGUUCUGGUGGUUAUGAUGGUUAUAAAUGAACUUCAUUUUUGUGUACUGAUAUAGUCGUAAACAUAUCAAACUUAAAAACAUUAUAUUCUGUUUUGUGUAUUUCAAUUUAUAGUUAUCGACUAUAAAUAGUAUUUAUAUUAUUAUGUUUGAAUUCAGCCUCUUAUAUAAUUGACAAUUUGAAUUUUGAAAUCCACAAUAAAUAUUCAUUAAAUUUAUAGUAUUAAAACGUACAUAUUUAUACACAGAAAAUUAAGGUAUACAAAAGUAAAAAUCAUAAGGACCAUCGAAAUUUUUUUCGUUCCACCUAAUUUCAAUUUCAUUCACUUUAAGAGUAAAAGACAUUUAAAUGUAUAAGAGAUUGUGUACAUAUUUAUGUUAUAUCGUCAGCAAUAGGUGCAUAAAGAUACGUACAUAUGCAGCAUUCAGGAUAAUAAUGUAAUAAACAAGGGCAUGAUUUACAAAAUACCCUAGUAACACAUAUAUAGUUAUAUAUCUACAAAAGUAUGUAAAUUGUAUUACAUUAUUAUCCAGAGAGCUCUAACAUUUAAUAUAAGUUUGGCAGGUGAAAGGCUAAUUGUCUUGAGCGACAUUUUUUUGAUAAGAUUCAUACAUAUUUCAAAUUAACUCUUUUUUCUAUGUUUUUUUUUUAAAUAGUAAAUUUUUUUUGAAAAAAAAAUCGCUUAUGGCAUUUCGCCUUUUAACCGUCGAUUUAAUGGUAGUAUAAAUGCAAUGUGCGUUUUACAAUAUUUGUGAUACUUAAGCUAUCAUGUAAGAACCCAGUAAAAUACAAAAUGUACAUAAUGUAAAAUAAAAUCAUAACUAUAGUUUGUACUUAAGAUGUUUAAUGUUCAACGUUUACAAGUGUCCAUGAGUAACUCGUAUAUAACGGGUUACUAUUAUUUUUUAGAAGUUUGUGAAUUAUAUUUCUGAAUAUAACUGUCUGUACCUUUAAUAAAUGCAAGUAUUAUUCAU
Messenger RNA from Manduca sexta (tobacco hornworm), 8322 nucleotides. It is a transcript of the gene baz, whose product is annotated as partitioning defective 3 homolog B. Gene Ontology annotation, molecular function: protein binding; phosphatidylinositol binding. The transcript has 21 exons. The coding region runs from base 1862 to 5347 and encodes 1161 amino acids. NCBI's taxonomy places the organism in Eukaryota, Metazoa, Arthropoda, Insecta, Lepidoptera, Sphingidae. Gene Ontology annotation, cellular component: apical junction complex; adherens junction; apical plasma membrane. Gene Ontology annotation, biological process: establishment of cell polarity; establishment or maintenance of epithelial cell apical/basal polarity; intracellular protein localization. The record is from RefSeq and is a predicted model, not a curated record.